GAGAAAACUAAAACUAGAAGAGCGUUCGGUUUUUGUUUUUUUUUUCCUCACCGGGAAAAUCCGAAAGGUCUGUGUGUGACUGAUUUCACAGAGUAAUGAACACGAAAUUGAAAUCCGUUAACCGAAUUCAGAUUCUUGAAAAACCGGUUCACCAUUCUCUACUCUAUCUCCGAGCUGUGUUCCUCUUCAUCCCGACUUAAAUAAAACAAAAAGCUUCAAACUUUCUGAUUCCAAAUCCAAUAUAGGAGAAAACCCUUUUUUAUUUCCCCCUCAAAAAGUUUCGUUUUUUUGUUUUUUUGUUGUUCUUUCUGUUGCAAAUGUCAAUGUCUACAUCAAUUUUAUCCGUUUUGUCUGAAGAUCUUCUGGUUCGUAUCUACUGCUUUUUAGACCCACCGUGUCGGAAAACAUGGCGUUUAAUCAGCAAAGAGUGUCUCCGAGUCGACUCGUUGAGUCGUACCACGAUCCGACUCCUCCGAGUCGAGUUUCUCCCGGCGCUUCUCCUCAAGUACCAAAACCUCUCUUCCCUCGACCUCUCCGUCUGUCCUAAACUCGACGACGACGUCGUUUUACGUUUAGCAUUAGACGGCACGGUUUCUACGUCAGGCAUUAAGUCGCUGAACCUGAGCCGAUCCACCGCGGUUCGAGCCAGGGGACUUGAGACGUUGGCUCGUAUGUGUCACGCUCUUGAGCGCGUUGACGUGUCUCACUGCUGGGGAUUCGGAGAUAGGGAAGCGGCGGCGCUGUCGUCUGCCAAGGGGCUGAGGGAGCUGAGGAUGGAUAAGUGUUUGAGUUUAAGCGACGUUGGAUUAGCGAGGAUCGUUGUUGGAUGUAGUAAUCUGAAUAAGAUUAGCUUGAAAUGGUGUAUGGAGAUCUCUGAUCUUGGGAUUGAUCUUCUCUGUAAGAUUUGCAAAGGAUUGAAAUCUCUUGAUGUCUCUUAUCUUAAGAUCACGAAUGAUUCGAUUCGUUCUAUAGCUUUGCUGCCAAAGCUUGAGGUUUUAGAUAUGGUAAGCUGUCCUUUGAUAGAUGAUGUUGGCUUACAAAUGCUAGAGAAUGGUUCUCCUUCAUUACAGGAGAUCGAUGUAACAAGGUGUGAGCGUGUGAGUUUGUCUAGCUUGAUCUCUAUAGUUAGAGGCCAUCCUGAUAUUCAAGUCCUUAAAGCCAGUCACUGUGUAUCAGAAGUUUCUGCAAGCUUCUUACAGUACAUCAAAGGUUUGAAGCAUCUCAAGGUUAUAUGGAUUGAUGGAGCUCGUGUUUCUGAUUCCUCUCUUGUAACCUUAAGCUCUAGCUGUAGAUCUUUAAUGGAGAUUGGACUGAGCAGAUGUGUUGAUGUAACGGAUGUUGGGAUGAUGGCACUUGCACGCAACUGUUUGAAUUUGAAAACUGUAAAUCUAGCGUGCUGCGGAUUUGUGACUGAUGUAGCCAUCUCUGCUUUAGCUCAGACUUGCCGGAAUCUGGAGAUUUUAAAGUUAGAGUCUUGUCAUUUGAUAUCCGAAAAAGGUCUUCAAUCGCUUGGAUGUUACUCCAAGCUUCUUCAAGAACUCGAUCUUACUGACUGUUGUGGCGUAAAUGACAGAGGGCUAGAAUAUAUCUCAAAGUGUUCAAAUCUUCAAAGAUUGAAACUUGGACUCUGCACAAAUAUCUCAGACAAAGGGAUCUUUCAUAUUGGUUCCAAAUGCUCGAAGCUUCUAGAACUUGAUCUAUAUCGCUGUGCCGGUUUUGGAGAUGAUGGUUUAGCAGCUUUGUCUCGAGGUUGCAAGAGCUUGAACCGACUCAUUCUAUCGUACUGCAGUGAACUAACGGACACUGGGGUUGAACAAAUCCGCCAGCUAGAACAUCUAAGUCACCUUGAACUCCGAGGGCUAAAGAAUAUAACCGGUGUUGGUUUAGCUGCAAUAGCGUGCGGCUGCAAAAAAUUGGGCUACUUGGACCUGAAACUCUGCGAGAAUAUUGAUGAUUCGGGUUUCUGGGCACUAGCUUACUUCUCAAGAAACCUAAGACAGAUAAACUUGUGCAAUUGCUCGGUGUCUGAUAAGGCUUUAUGCAUGUUGAUGAGCAAUCUGAGUCGGGUUCAAGACGUUGACUUAGUUCAUCUGAACCGUGUGACUGUAGAAGGGUUUGAGUUUGCUCUGAGAGCCUGUUGCAAUAGGCUCAAGAAGCUUAAACUACUCGCACCUCUCAGAUUCUUGCUCUCAUCAGAAUUGCUCGAGACGCUUCAUGCUCGUGGUUGCCGCAUUAGGUGGGACUGAAGACAUCAAGAACGAUAAGGUUUCUUGCGUUGUAUUGGGCUAUAUCUAUUGGGGUGUUAUUUCUGUUGGGCUACAGUCCAUUACUUGUAAAUGUUGGUUGUUUGUAAACCCUAAUCCCUUGUGUUGUAACCCUAAAGUCGUGUGUAUAUAAACGACGUGAUGAAGUAUGAAUAAAGCAAGCAAGUUCGAUAUC
This is a messenger RNA of Camelina sativa (false flax), 2439 nucleotides long. RefSeq names its product F-box/LRR-repeat protein 3. Gene Ontology annotation, cellular component: SCF ubiquitin ligase complex. Lineage: Eukaryota; Viridiplantae; Streptophyta; Magnoliopsida; Brassicales; Brassicaceae. Gene Ontology annotation, biological process: SCF-dependent proteasomal ubiquitin-dependent protein catabolic process. Gene Ontology annotation, molecular function: protein binding. The record is from RefSeq and is a predicted model, not a curated record.